AUGGCAUCUCACUCAAUGGCUGAUACUUUCGCCAAGCGAGCCACGCAGCUCCGCGAGUACAUCUUCUCUCAACCAACCAGCACCUUCGAGAACAACCCCUGGGCCGUGGCAAAUGCUAUUGACGAGUUCGCUGAAAGCCAAGGCCGCAUGAUGAUCUUUAAAAAGGCAAAGCUGGAUGUAGCGCAAGCACAGCUUGUAGCUCAACAGCCUGCACCACGCACGAUCCUUGAGUUUGGCACCUUUGUGGGGAAAUCAGCCGUGGCCUGGGGUGCUGUUCUACGCGAUAUUCACGGCGAGAAUGUGCCGGAAGACGUGAAUGUGUAUACUUUUGAGGUUGAUCCGCUGAUGGUCUCUCUUUCACGAGACUUGAUCAAACUUGCCGGUCUCCAAGACGUGGUGCAUGUCCUCGAGGGUCCUGCGUCCGAGUCACUGAAGAAGCUCCAUGCCGAGGGAAAAGUGGCCAGUGUAGAUAUGGCAUUCUUCGACCACUGGGAGGAGUUCUAUCUGCCAGAUCUGCAGUUGAUUGAAGACUUGAAGCUGUUCCGAGUUGGAUCUCUGGCUAUUGCGGAUAACACUGAUUUCCCUGGGGCGCCGGAUUAUUUGAAGUAUGUCAAGGCUGGAGGGAGGGGAGUCGCUGGGUCUGUUAAGUAUGAGAGUCAGUCAUUUACGACGGAGAGCCAACCGAGUAAACCAAGUAUUGUUGAGGUCAGCAAUGUGGUGGCUAUCUAG
Molecule: messenger RNA, 729 nt
Organism: Penicillium daleae
Lineage: Eukaryota; Fungi; Ascomycota; Eurotiomycetes; Eurotiales; Aspergillaceae
Product: putative O-methyltransferase
Exons: 2
Coding region: 1-729 (242 amino acids)
Molecular function (GO): O-methyltransferase activity
Source: RefSeq, a predicted model, not a curated record